Messenger RNA from Morus notabilis, 768 nucleotides. Its product is annotated as 3-oxo-Delta(4,5)-steroid 5-beta-reductase. The coding region runs from base 1 to 768 and encodes 255 amino acids. Lineage: Eukaryota; Viridiplantae; Streptophyta; Magnoliopsida; Rosales; Moraceae. The transcript has a single exon. The record is from RefSeq and is a predicted model, not a curated record.
AUGGAGCACAACGAUGAACUUUCUCCAAAAACAAACGUGGCCCUCAUCGUCGGAGUUACCGGCAUGGCGGGCAUUAGCCUGGCUGAAGCUUUAAAGAGUCCCGAAGCCCUCGGCGGGCCGUGGACAGUGUACGGCACAGCCCGCCAACAAAAGCCGACAUGGUUUCCGUCCUCAGCCACUAUAGACCACUUCAUCUCUUUCGACGCUUUAAGCUUCGAAGACACUCUUCAAAAACUCUCCCCCAUAUCACAACACGUCACGCGUCUCUUCUGGGUCGCCAUCCAAGUCCGCGACACUGAAGAAUCUAACAUCAAAGCCAAUUCGAUCAUGCUCCAAAUCGUGCUUAGAGUCCUCAACUCAUCAAAAAACUCCUCCAAACUCCGCCACGUAACCCUCCAAACCGGCACGAAACACUACAUGGGGCCCAUUUUCGACCCAACUCUCGGCGUCACCAAACUGGCCCAUCCCGACCCGCCCUUCGAGGAAGACGCCGCGAGAUUGCCAUAUCCAAACUUCUACUACGCUUUAGAAGACAUUGUAGCCCAAAAAGGGCAUUCCUUCACGUACUCCGUCCACCGUGCGUCGAUCAUACUUGGCGCUUCCGCGCGUAGCUUCUACAACAUGCUGGUCACGCUCUGCGUCUACGCCUCAAUCUGCCGGCACGAGAAUCUGCCGUUCAGAUAUCCCGGCACGAAGUACACGUGGGAGCACUUGUGCGACGCGACGGUUAAGGGAUAUGAAGAUAAUUCCCUAACUAAUUAUAGUUGA